AUGGUGAAGAACCACACCCACGUCACCCAGUUCCUCCUGCUGGGGCUCACAGAGCAUGAAGGGCUCAAGGGCGUCCUCUUUGCGCUCUUUCUGCUCAUCUACUCAGUCACCCUCCUGGGCAACCUGGGCAUGAUCACCCUGAUCCACGCAGACCCACAGCUCCACACACCCAUGUACUUUUUCCUGAGUGUCCUGUCCUUCAUAGACUCCUCGUUUUCCACAGUGGACACUCCCAAGCUGCUGAAGAGCUUCCUCACCUCAGGCCAGUCCAUCUCCUUUGCAGGCUGUGUGGUCCAGAUGGCCCUCAUGGUUCUCCAUGGUACUGCUGAGUGUCUGCUCCUAGCUGUCAUGGCCUAUGACCGAUUCGCCGCCAUCUGCCACCCUCUCCUCUACCACACCAUCAUGUCCCGACGUCUGUGUGUUCUGCUGGUGGUAGCCAUCUAUACUGCUUCUGUUGCCAAUUCAGCUUUGCUGACUGGGUACAUCUUCAAGCUUCCCUACUGUGGCCCCAAUGUCAUUAACCACUAUUUCUGUGACAUCCCCCCUGUGCUCCAUCUGGCGGUCUCCUAUGUCUACAUCCUGGUGACCAUCUGUAGGAUGCAUUCCCUGGAGGCACAGAGCAAAGCACUCUCCACCUGUGCCUCCCACCUCACCAUCAUCUGCCUCUUAUACAGCACCAUCACCUUCAUGUAUGCUCAGCCAAGCUCUCUCAGUUCCAUAGAACAAAACAAGGUUGUGUCUGUCUUCUACACUGGGGUCAUCCCCAUGCUGAACCCUCUGAUCUACAGCCUGAGGAAUAAAGAUGUAAAAGCUGCUUUGAAGAGGAGAUGCCUUGGCAAGCUGCCUUUCUAA
This is a messenger RNA of Galeopterus variegatus (Sunda flying lemur), 852 nucleotides long. RefSeq names its product olfactory receptor 476-like. Gene Ontology annotation, cellular component: membrane. NCBI's taxonomy places the organism in Eukaryota, Metazoa, Chordata, Mammalia, Dermoptera, Cynocephalidae. The record is from RefSeq and is a predicted model, not a curated record. Gene Ontology annotation, molecular function: G protein-coupled receptor activity; olfactory receptor activity; odorant binding. The transcript has 2 exons. Gene Ontology annotation, biological process: sensory perception of smell; G protein-coupled receptor signaling pathway. The coding region runs from base 1 to 852 and encodes 283 amino acids.